This is a messenger RNA of Spea bombifrons (plains spadefoot toad), 3218 nucleotides long. Its product is annotated as N-acetylated-alpha-linked acidic dipeptidase 2-like. The coding region runs from base 583 to 2865 and encodes 760 amino acids. The transcript has 21 exons. The record is from RefSeq and is a predicted model, not a curated record. Gene Ontology annotation, molecular function: carboxypeptidase activity. NCBI's taxonomy places the organism in Eukaryota, Metazoa, Chordata, Amphibia, Anura, Pelobatidae.
UGGCAGUAGCCUCUUUAGUUGGACUUGUCCUGGGGCUUGAACGGUGCCAGUCUUCCACAGAGCUGAAACAAUAGAGAUUAUUGUCACAAACACAACAAUCGGUGGCAUUUGUGGCUGGUAACUGUACGCCUACACCGUAAAAUUAUUUUUUUGUUGAAACAAUGCAAUUUCUCAUGCUAAUAUGCACAAAGGACCCCAUGUUUGUAACAAUAUACAAUCUGAACUUCCGCGUGUGCUCUGAAACAUAGAAGACAUAGUAUGAAUGAUUUUUGCUCCUAGUGUUAUGCUUUUGCAAUAAACGAUGUGUUUGCACGUAUCUGUCCACAUAAGGUCCUCCAAAAUCAAGGUCUUCUGCUGAAGAGGCACGCCUGCCCUCCGGUCGUAGCAUUGUAGGAAAAGGAACUGGACCUAGGGGACACAGGAGAAUUAAACUUGAUGCCACUAGAGGGUGUAGGGAGUCAAUUGUAAAAAAAAAAAAAAAAAAAAAAAAAAACCUUUUGCAGCAGUCUGAGAUUUCUUUACUCAAGUUUCAGAGUUACAUGAGUCUACUUCAUCUUCGAACCUGCGAAGACGCAUAACAACAUGGCCAUGAAAAGGGGUAUGAAGCACACAUUGAUAGUGGUUUUCCUUUCCCUAAUUGUGUUCUUUCUCUUGGGAAUCCUUGUAGAAUUGGCACUGAUGGAGCCCAAGGAGACAGGAUACCCUUAUAUCACAUCACACAUUCAAAGAACCGGGUGGUUGAUCAAACCUUUAGGAGCGAGGCGCGCCGUAUUCACCAAGAGCGUAAGACAGCAGAUUGUGUCUGAAAUGAAGGCAGAAAAUAUCAAGGAAUUUCUUCGAGAUUUCACAAGGACUCCUCAUCUGGCCGGAACUGAGCGGAACCUGGAGCUCGCCGAACGCAUUCGGUCGCAGUGGAAGGAGUUUGGGCUGGAUAAGGUGGAGCUGGUUCACUAUGACGUCUUACUCUCUUAUCCCAACGAAAGCAAUCCCAACUACAUCUCUAUUAUCGACCAACACGGGAAUGAGAUGUUUAAUACUUCUUUGUUUGAAACCCCACCAGAAGGAUAUGAAAAUUUCACGGAUAUUGUACCCCCAUACAAUGCGUUCUCAGCCCAAGGUGACCCAGAGGGAGAUUUGGUGUAUGUAAAUUACGCACGGACAGAAGAUUUCUUCUUUUUGGAGAGGAAUAUGAGCAUCAAUUGUACUGGAAAAAUUGUCAUCGCCAGAUACGGAAAGAUCUUUCGCGGAAAUAAAGUGAAGAAUGCCAUGUUGUUUGGAGCCAGAGGAAUUAUCCUCUUUUCGGACCCUGCGGAUUACUGCGCUCCUGGGGUGGAGCCCUAUCCCGACGGCUGGAACCUGCCGGCAGGAGCAGCGCAACGAGGGAACGUACUUAACCUAAAUGGGGCAGGAGACCCCUUAACUCCGGGAUACCCAGCUAAAGAGUUUACAUACAGGUACGAGCCUGAUGAAGGAGUGGGGCUUCCCAGCAUUCCGGUCCAUCCCAUCGGAUACAGCGAUGCCGAACAGAUACUUUCGCUCAUGGGGGGACCGUCACCACCAAACUCCUGGAAAGGAAAUCUUAAUAUUUCUUAUAAUAUCGGACCUGGGUUUCAGAGUAAUGUGUCAACGAGAAAGAUCCGGAUGCAUGUCCAUAGCAACAACCAAGUUACAAGGAUUUAUGAUGUCAUCGGCACCAUCCGGGGGGCUGUAGAACCUGACCGGUACAUUAUUUUGGGAGGUCACAGAGACUCAUGGGUGUUCGGUGGCAUCGAUCCGACAACUGGAGCAGCUGUUCUACAAGAAAUUGCAAGGAGUUUUGGCAAGAAAGUAAAAGAAGGUUGGCGACCCAGGAGGACUAUUAUUUUUGCAAGCUGGGACGCGGAAGAGUUUGGACUGUUGGGAUCCACUGAAUGGGCAGAGGAAAAUGCUAAAAUCCUCCAGGAGCGCGGUGUCGCGUACAUUAACUCCGACUCCUCGAUUGAAGGCAAUUACACUUUGAGGGUUGAUUGCACACCACUGAUGUACAGACUGGUCUAUAACCUGACCAAACAGAUCGUCAGCCCAGACGAAGGUUUUGAAGACAAGUCCUUAUAUGAAAGUUGGCUUGAGAAAGACCCUUCCACCGGCAAACCGGAUCUGCCGAGAAUAAAUAAACUCGGAUCUGGCAGUGAUUUUGAAGCGUACUUCCAGCGGCUGGGAAUAGCGUCCGGAAGAGCUCGGUACACCAAAAACAGGAAAACGGAUAAGUACAGUAGCUAUCCUAUGUAUCACACCAUUUAUGAAACGUUUGAGCUAGUUGAUCGUUUUUACGACCCCACGUUCAAGAAACAGCUAUCCGUUGCUCAGUUGCGAGGAAGUCUGGUUUAUGAAAUCGCCGACUCUGUCGUCAUACCGUUUAACGUCUAUGACUACGGAAUGGAACUGAAAAACUACGCGGGUAGUAUUUAUAAACUAGCCAAGACGCAGGAAGAACAAAUGGAUGCCUACAAUGUAUCGUUUGAUCCGCUCUUUUCGGCCGUUCGCAAUUUUGCUAAGGCGGCAAUCGGACUUCACCAAAGAAUUGAAAAUGUUGAUUACAACGAUCCUCUGGCUGUCCGUAUAUUGAACGAUCAGUUGAUGUUUGCAGAAAGGGCUUUCAUUGAUCCACUGGGCCUUCCAGGAAGACCGUUUUAUAGGCAUAUAAUCUUUGCGCCGAGCAGCCAUAACAAGUACGCCGGGGAAUCGUUCCCGGGAAUUUACGACGCUUUGUUUGACAUCGAAAAUAAAGGUGAUCAGCGGAAGGCGUGGGAAGAAGUCAAGAGACAAAUCUCAAUCGCAGCCUUUAACGUCCAGGCGGCUGCAGAGACGCUCAGAGAGGUGUCUUGAGAAGGUGUUCUGCACAUCUGGAGUCAAGUGGACGCUGAACUAGAAAAGCUCAAACAAUAAACCUGUUGACUGGGAACACCGUAUCUAUCGAUAACCGCAUCACCGCAGGCUUCAGAAUGUUGUAAAAUGAUGUCAUAUUGUAUUUCUCAGGCGCUGCGAGUCGUUCCCUGCGGGUAAAAGUGUACGUUUUCUGUAAUUUAUGUAUCAUAUCUUAGAAUUGUUGUGCAGAAGGCAAAAAAUAGUGAUUUAAAGGUACGGUUCCACCUACCCUGCUUAUAACGCACUUCUAAGUAAGUCUAUCAUUUGAAAGUCCUUCCCAGAAACUUUUUUUUUUUUAAACAUGUCAUGGGAAU